Molecule: messenger RNA, 1343 nt
Organism: Myotis daubentonii (Daubenton's bat)
Lineage: Eukaryota; Metazoa; Chordata; Mammalia; Chiroptera; Vespertilionidae
Gene: HSD17B1
Product: hydroxysteroid 17-beta dehydrogenase 1
Biological process (GO): estrogen biosynthetic process
Cellular component (GO): cytoplasm; cytosol
Molecular function (GO): estradiol 17-beta-dehydrogenase [NAD(P)+] activity
Source: RefSeq, a predicted model, not a curated record
GCCUGCCCAAAGCAUGGGCUCUCAUACCCUCAGCAGCAAACUUUGGAAACUGUCACUGUCCCCGUGGGACAGAGGCAUGCCCAGGGAAAGAUCCGCGCAGGGCACUCGGUGCCCACGGGGAGCCCACACCUCCUGCUUGCAAAGCUUCGCCCGACCUCUGACCAGCAACUAAAGCAGGUCCUUCCAAGCAGGGCCUCAUCUCUCCUUGACCUAGAGCGGAGUGGGGAGAGCAGGUCAGGGACCUCUGGAGGUUCAGCCUUGAGGUGGUGCUGCAGACACAACAAGAGGUGAGGAUCCCUGGGGCAGGGGCGGGGCCAAGUGGGUGAUAUCUAGUCCCGAGACCAGAGCCUCCCCCACACGCUCUCCCCAUGGACCGCACAGUGGUGCUCAUCACCGGCUGCUCCUCGGGCAUCGGCCUGCACCUGGCCCUGCGUCUGGCGGCAGACCCUUCCCGGAGCUUCAAAGUGUAUGCCACUUUACGGGACCUGAGCACGCAGGGCCCGCUGUGGGAGGCCGCCGGGUCCCAAGGGUGCCCGCCCGGCUCCCUGAAGACGUUGCAGCUGGACGUGCAGGACGCAGAUUCCGUGGCUGCUGCCAGGGCACGUGUGACUGAGGGCCGCGUGGACGUGCUGGUGUGCAACGCGGGCCGGGGCCUGCACGGGCCCAUCGAGGUGCACUCGGCGGAGGCCGUGGGCUCUGUGCUGGACGUGAACUUGGUCGGGAUGGUGCAGAUGCUUCAGGCCUUCCUGCCGGACAUGAAGCGCCGCCGCUCAGGACGCAUAUUAGUGACUGGGAGCAUGGGAGGCCUGAUGGGGCUGCCCUUCAACGCUGUUUACUGUGCCAGCAAGUUCGCCAUCGAGGGUUUAUGCGAGAGUCUGGCGGUGCUGCUGCCCCCUUUCGGGAUCCAUGUGAGCCUCAUCGAGUGCGGCCCGGUGCGCACCGCCUUCCAGGGGAAAGUCCAGGACGGCCUCGACGCGGCGCUGGACAGUGCAGAUGCCCAAACCCGAGACCUUUUCUCCCAAUACCAGCGCCACUUCGAGCAGGUCUUCCGCGAAGCGGCGCAGGACCCAGAGGAGGUGACAGAGGUCUUCCUCGCCGCGCUGCGCGCCCCGCAGCCAGCCCUGCGCUACUUCGCUUCCGAGCGCAUCCUGCCCCUGGUGCGGCUGCGCCUCGCCGACCCCAGCGGCUGCAGCUAUGUGGCUGCCAUGCACCGCGCAGUGUUCGGCGACAAGCCCGCCGAGGGUCCGGAAGGCGCUCAGGCGGAGGCUGGAGCCGGAGAACCAGGCGGCCCUGAGUUCAGCGCGUCUCCAGCUGCCCCGAAAUAAAGGCCUGGUCCCCACGGU